Peniophora sp. CBMAI 1063 is the source of this 234-nucleotide messenger RNA. NCBI's taxonomy places the organism in Eukaryota, Fungi, Basidiomycota, Agaricomycetes, Russulales, Peniophoraceae. The record is from the annotation of a GenBank genome assembly.
AUGCGUGUAUCAGACGAGCCCUGCUCGCGCUCCGUCGGUCUAUGUGUUAGGAAUGCGAGAGCUACAUUAGCAUGCACAGCUGCUACACGACGUCCGCAUCAAUUCGACGCGGCGAAUUCGCGUUCAAACAGCUUUCUGCGAGCCAUCGCUUACCAAGAUGUCCGGCUGCUCGCAACACCACGCUGUGCCCGGAUGAUGCUGCUUGCAAUGCUCGCAAAGUCUACCGAGGAUUAA